AGUCACAAGCGGGCUGGUGUCUUCAAGAGUAUGAAGAACAUUUUACAGGAGCACAGAAUCGAUGUUACUGGUCUUCGUGCACAGUGUGAUAUGGACUUCAAGUGCGAGCCACCUACAUUGAACUGCUGCUGCCAUUGGAUUCUCUUUAAUCAGCCAGAUUUUGCAAAGGUCAAAUUCUGCCUUGAAACUCACUGUGAAAAGCAAGGCUUCCGGGCUCUCUUCUUUCCAAAGUUUCAUUGCGAACUCAAUCCGAUUGAGCAGUGUUGGAGGCACAGCAAGCAUGAAUACCGCAUGUAUCCAGAGUCAUCACUCAAGGCCGACUUAGAGUGUAAUGUUGUAAAGGCUCUCAGAACAGUUAGCGUUAUCUCCAUAUGUCGAUUUUUCACCUGUAUGUGGCGCUUCAUAGAUGGAUACAGGUAUGGCCUCACAGGCAAGGUGGUGGCAUAUGCCGAGAAGAAGUACUGUGGCCAUCGAGCUCUUCCCCGCUUGAUCUUGAAGGAACUCGAGCUUGAGGGUCAGCUUGAGGUAGUGGCAUAG
Phanerochaete carnosa HHB-10118-sp is the source of this 537-nucleotide messenger RNA. RefSeq lists its product as uncharacterized. The transcript has a single exon. The annotation marks the transcript as partial. The record is from RefSeq and is a predicted model, not a curated record. Gene Ontology annotation, molecular function: nucleic acid binding. NCBI's taxonomy places the organism in Eukaryota, Fungi, Basidiomycota, Agaricomycetes, Polyporales, Phanerochaetaceae.